Messenger RNA from Leguminivora glycinivorella, 3715 nucleotides. It is a transcript of the gene SK, whose product is annotated as small conductance calcium-activated potassium channel protein. The transcript has 17 exons. Lineage: Eukaryota; Metazoa; Arthropoda; Insecta; Lepidoptera; Tortricidae. The coding region runs from base 175 to 2628 and encodes 817 amino acids. Gene Ontology annotation, cellular component: neuron projection; neuronal cell body; plasma membrane. The record is from RefSeq and is a predicted model, not a curated record. Gene Ontology annotation, biological process: potassium ion transmembrane transport. Gene Ontology annotation, molecular function: calmodulin binding; small conductance calcium-activated potassium channel activity.
UUAGUGAUUAGUGAAAUAUCUGUACAUCAUUUUUCACGCUUCGACAACUUAAUUCGAGUUUGAAGCGGCCUCAACGAAAUUCUAUCGAUUUCAACUAGAUGUAUCCAAGUUUAACUUAAGGAAUCACGUCUUGUAGCUGCAACACAAUCAUCAAGACUUACUUUAUCUGACAACAUGUCGGUUCCAACAACCGACAGCAAUGAAGCCAUCACAAACUCUGGCUACGGAAGCAGCGACGAGACGGCCAGCCUCCUCGUCUCCGGUCCCUCAGUCACCGUCAUCGUCCCCUCCGAGAACAGAUCCGCCAAGCCCGUUCUGCAGCGGCAAGACUGCACCACACAUCUGCGACCACAGCUCUCCGGCGGCCCUGGCAGCGAGGAAUCCGGGACAUCCCUCAGAAUGGAAGAAGGAGCCGCCAGAAGCGUGCCAGACAUAGAACUUCAAUGCAGGGACCAAGGCUCAGACCGCCCGCAGACACUCGUGUCUCCCAUAGCAACCUGCUCGCAUCGGGGGUCGGUGACCGCCUGCCAGUUAGUGCCGCACGCGUACGCUAGAUGUCGCGUUUGCGAGCGGAGGCAAUCUACAGCGCCUAUGUCAGCGUUGCAGCUAGCGCGAUCUGUGUCGCGGGAAAGCGUUCGCUCGGGGCUACACUACCCUUGCGGUUGCAACACGCUUCACGCUGUCAGCACUUGUCCGGUCAUACAUCCGCCAGCCUUAUUGAUACCAGCGACAAGUACGAGAAUCAUUCGGCAGAGCUCCCAGCCUGAGUCUAGCGCAUGCGCGGCUCACUGUCCUCACCACGCCCACCACCACCCCAGCGCCUCGCUGCGGCAGCUGAGGGAACCCGGUGACGGCAUAGCCGGCAUCGCAGCCGACUCGCUCCGAAUCAACGGAGGGAUGCGACCCUUCAAACAGCUGCGGAAGCCGGUGUCGACGCUCUCGAUCCCCGGCGCGAUGAAGGCGUACUCCGGCGGGCGGGACGCGUCCACCGAGGAGGCUGGGGUGGCGCUGGUCGGAGUCCACAGCGAGUACCCUCGCUUCGGCGAGGAGCGGGCACUCGGCGGCGGCACCUACAAGGGAGGGGGGGCGGCUAAGCACAAACCUAACAUAGGAUAUAGAUUAGGUAGACGAAAGGCGUUAUUCGAAAAGCGAAAACGAAUAAGUGACUACGCACUAGUGAUGGGAAUGUUCGGUAUUAUAAUUAUGGUUAUAGAAAAUGAACUCUCAAGUGCCGGUGUUUAUACAAAGGCAUCAAUAUAUUCGCAGGCGUUAAAGACGCUUAUAUCAAUGUCAACUGUGAUCUUACUUGGCCUAAUCGUCGCGUAUCAUGCUUUAGAAGUACAGUUAUUUAUGAUAGACAACUGCGCUGACGACUGGCGAAUAGCAAUGACGUGGCAGCGGAUAGCGCAGAUUGCACUAGAACUCGCCAUUUGUGCCGUCCACCCGAUCCCUGGCCAGUACACCUUCACUUGGACUACGAAGCUGGCCAACAAAGGAGGCGUUAUAGGCGUUGAAGUUGGCACAAUGUAUAAGCAAAUUCAGGUACCGUAUGACGUCACACUGUCACUGCCUAUGUUCUUUCGGCUAUAUCUAAUAUGCAGGGUUAUGCUUCUUCAUAGUAAAUUAUUUACGGAUGCUUCGUCGCGAAGUAUAGGAGCCUUAAACAGAAUUAAUUUUAACACAAGGUUUGUCUUGAAGACACUUAUGACCAUAUGCCCCGGAACGGUGUUACUAGUUUUUAUGGUUUCCUUAUGGAUAAUUGCGAGCUGGACGUUAAGACAAUGUGAAAGGUUCCAUGAUGAAGACCAUGCCAAUUUGCUAAACUCAAUGUGGCUGACUGCUAUUACGUUCCUCUGUGUGGGGUACGGCGACAUUGUGCCCAACACGUACUGCGGUCGCGGCAUUACCCUCACCUGCGGUAUGGUGGGAGCUGGAUGCACAGCGUUAUUAGUCGCGGUUGUUUCAAGAAAAUUAGAAUUAACUAGAGCUGAGAAGCACGUUCAUAACUUCAUGAUGGACACACAACUUACUAAAAGAUUAAAAAAUGCAGCCGCCAACGUGCUCCGAGAAACGUGGUUAAUAUACAAACAUACAAGACUGGUCAAAAGAGUUCACCCAGGUCGAGUCCGGACUCACCAGAGGAAGUUUUUAUUAGCCAUAUAUGCAUUACGAAAAGUAAAAAUGGAUCAAAGAAAGUUAAUGGACAAUGCCAAUACAAUAACAGAUAUGGCAAAGACACAAAAUACUGUUUAUGAGAUAGUAUCAGAUAUGAGCACCAGACAAGAUACUAUAGAAGAGCGAUUAACAAGUUUAGAAGAAAAGCUUACAACGUUACAGGAACAAGUAAACAGCUUACCAGAUGUGGUGGCCAGGUGCUUGCAGCAGUGCUGGGAGCGGGCAGAGUCUCGCAGAAACUACCUGCAUCCAGACACUGCUGCGGCACCUACUCCACCAGCUAGUGUUAUCACCCCUCAUGCCAGAACAUUAACAACAGCAUCACACCCUUGGCCACCGAGCCCCAUCCUACCCGGGGUCAGGACCCAUUCAGCCCCGGAGAGCACUGUCGCCCACUCCCCCGCUCCGACCAGCCCCGCGACCCACGCAGCUCGGCCUCCCCUACCCAGCUGAGUACCGCCUUCCAACUCCGAACUGUUGUGCUGAACUCGUCAAAACUCGGCGCCCCUCCUCUGACCCCCCUUGAUAUAACUACGACCAGAUGAUGGCGAAAGAAAGAUAUCUGUAGACCUUGAAAUUAGGACACAUUUUGAUAUUGUGCUUCUUUAAUUCUAUAUAAAUCAUGUGGUGCUACCUUAUCCUCUUCCGUCUGUUUUUGACAACCAAGCACAUGAAAUUUUUACUUCCUAGUGAUCUGAAUUUUAUCAAAGACAAGUGAACAAGUAAACCAAUAGUAGAAACUGGCAGAUGCUGCACAUGAUCUCAAACACACCAAGAAAUUUUAAUAAUCUUAUGAUGGAAGAUUUUUGGGGUCUAUUGACAUGAUUCUUUCGCCAGUGGACCACGCCUCGGAGCGAGAAAAGGUCAGCCGUAGUUUUCCGCUGUUCCCAAAAAGUUUCGGAUGUGUGGGACUGUUUUUUAAUAGGUAUUGCUUAGAUAGUGAAAAGAAAUUAGCCAGAAAGGACUUGCUGUUGUGAUUAUACAAAAAUGCUUUAUCGAUACGCGCUUUAGAGUACGUUAGAAUAUAUUUUGAAUACAUUAUCAAGAUAGAUAUAGGAUAGUUUGUCAAACACGUCUGUUCACGUUUUACCCUAUGUUUCAAGAACCAAUUCCACACUGUAUUGACUGCAUCUAUUUUUUGUAAAUAGGUUAAGUAUAACAAAGAACCAGGCUUGCAAGUUUUUCAACUAUUUAAUUUCCAUUGUAAAAACAAGUACCUACCUACGUUGAAAAUAUUUCUGUUUUUUUUUUUGAAAUACAAAACAGCUUAUUCUGAUUGCUUAUUCUUACGAUCAAACAGCUUAUUCUGAUUGUUUUAAUUUGAAAGACUAAUACUCUGCUCUGUAUAUUAUGAUGAACAUGAUUAGUAUCACUAUCACUGAAAAAUCUAAUCUAACCUUGGUUAAAAUUAUAGUAAGCAAUCAGAAUAAAGAACUUCAUUGACUAGUUUAAAUAACUUAUUUUUAUCGUUGAGUUUGUUUUAAAAAUUAAUUAUAAUUACUUAAAAAUUGAGUAAAAAUUUAACCGCCAGUCGAAAUUG